Messenger RNA from Eublepharis macularius, 1229 nucleotides. It is a transcript of the gene GPALPP1, whose product is annotated as GPALPP motifs containing 1. The transcript has 7 exons. Lineage: Eukaryota; Metazoa; Chordata; Lepidosauria; Squamata; Eublepharidae. The record is from RefSeq and is a predicted model, not a curated record. The coding region runs from base 112 to 1137 and encodes 341 amino acids.
AGACACGCGACGCCGCCGGAAGCGCCCUACCGGAGUCAGGGACGACAGGCCGCGGGGGAAAGAGCCCGCAGGCGCAACCGGAAACAGAGGGGCGAGCUUCCGCUCAAUUGCAUGACGCCACCGGAAGCGUCCUUACGCCCGUCGCGGAGAGGCCGAGGGAGCAGCAGUGCGCAGGCGCCUUCUUCCCCCCUCGGCCCAGGAAGCUUCCUCGCCGCACUCCGGCGCGCCACCGGCCAUGGCUUCGCGAGACGUGAUUGGUCCCGCGUUGCCUCCGGGCUUCACCCUUUCGUCCGCCGCCGCCGACGACGACGACCAGGAAAACACAAAGGAUUUCAAGAUGCUGCUGCUGAUGAAUUCUUUGGACCUGCUCUUCCACCUGGCUUUAAAAAACAAGAUGAUUCUCCACAGAGGCCUGCCAUAGGUCCUGCCUUGCCACCUGGCUUUAAAAAACCGCCUGAAGAGGGAGAAGAAAGCAGAUGUCCCCCAAGGUCUUCUGUGCCGUCUCCGGUCACAUCCCAGGGCAUUGACAGUAGUGAAGAGGAGGAGGCCAUAAUUGGCCCAGUGCCAGCCAAAGGACCAGUUGAAUCUAACAUAGCUGCAGACUUUGAGUGCCGAGCACGGAGAAUGAAAGAGAAACUUCUUGGUCACGAUGGUAAUGAAUCCAAAGCUGUCCAAAGAGAGUCUUGGAUGACAGAACUUCCACCAGAACUCAAACACUUUGGACUUGGUUCACGAACGUUUAAAAGAAGAGCUGAUGACAAAUCGGGAGAUAGAUCCAUUUGGACUGAUACUCCGGCUGACAGGGAACGAAAAUCCAAAGAAAAGCAAGAUGUGAAGAAAUUAGCGAAUAAAGAUGAUGGAGCAAUUGUGAUGUCAGGACGAGACAAGAAACUGGCUGAACAGGUGUCUUCAUACAAUGACUCCCAGAGGGCUGAAUCUCUUAUGGAUAUACACCGCAAAAAACUAAAGAGGAAAGCGGCUGAGGAAAAACAGACGGUCCCGGAGAGGAGGCCAUUUGACCGUGACCAGGACCUGCACGUCCAUCAGUUUGAUGAAGCACAGAAGAGAGCCCUCAUAAAACAGUCUAGAGACUUAAACACCAGAUUUUCCCACAGCAAAAGCAACAUGUUUCUGUAAUGUGAGUGCUGGAAGAUGCUGAAGUAUAGUUAUGUGCUGUUGAACAUUGUAUAGUGUUAUGUAAUAAAACAAGAUAAUCUUUGUAAAUAUUA